Aethina tumida (small hive beetle) is the source of this 1319-nucleotide messenger RNA. RefSeq names its product zinc finger protein 879. The record is from RefSeq and is a predicted model, not a curated record. Gene Ontology annotation, biological process: regulation of transcription by RNA polymerase II. Gene Ontology annotation, cellular component: nucleus. Bases 146 to 1141 code for a protein of 331 amino acids. The transcript is spliced from 3 exons. Gene Ontology annotation, molecular function: DNA-binding transcription factor activity; zinc ion binding; RNA polymerase II cis-regulatory region sequence-specific DNA binding. Lineage: Eukaryota; Metazoa; Arthropoda; Insecta; Coleoptera; Nitidulidae.
AAGCAACCAAGAAAUAUAUUGAAAUUAACCUAACAAACAUCUGUCAAAAAACAAAAUGAUUAUUUGUUGUCACACGAAAAUGAAGACUUUUAAUAAAUUAUUAUGAAAUGAACCAUGUACGAAAUAUAGCAACACCAAAAAUAACAUGGAGGAAGAUAUUUGUAGGACUUGUCUGAAAUCCCCAACUAAAUUGUCAAGUCUCUAUGAAGAUGUGAAACUCAUGUACAAAAUUGAAACUAUUGCUUCAAUUGAGUUAUCUAAUGAUCCUGCUUAUCCAACAAAAAUCUGUGAGGAAUGUAUAAAUAAUGUAAACAGCUUAUUUAACUUCCGAAAGCUGAUAAUUCAGAGCAAUAAAGCAUUAACAGAAAGACUUCAAGAAGAAUACUUAAAAAAGGAAAAAGCUGCAACAGAGCAAUAUAUUAAAAUCGAAGGUGAUGUGGAAAUUAACAACCCAAUUGAAUAUGAUAGUUCUCCUGAUGAAUACCUUGAAGAGACAUCUGAAAAUAACACAAGUGAACCUGACAUAGCACCACAUAUAAAAAAUGAAACACAGGAGAAAACUAAAGUGUAUGAAUGUAAAGAAUGCAACAAAGAAUUUAGUAGCAGAUUCAAAAUGUUCAACCAUAGGAAAUUGCACACCAGCAAAGGAGUAUGUAACAUUUGUGGCAUGGUUAUUAGGAUUGAUAACUUAAAAAGGCACAUUUUGUUACAUUCUGAAACCCCAGUUACUUGUGAAGUGUGUGGAAAGAUUUUUAAGAACAGUGAAUCUUUGAGAAGUCACAAGAGAAUACACAUGGGAAUUACAUUUACUUGUGAAUUCUGUGGAAGAUGUUUUAGAGUAAAAUCAGAGUAUACCAGACAUCUUAAGGCUCAUUCAAAUCCAGAACUAGGUAAAGUAAUGUGUCAAGUUUGUGGGAAGAAAGUCCGGGACAUCAAGAGGCAUAAACAGUCUCACACUGGAGAAAAGCCACAUAAGUGCACAUUUUGCAAUAAAGGAUUUACAAGUGGUUAUGCAGUCAAGGUUCACACACGACAACAUACUAAUGAGAAACCAUUUAUUUGCGAAUUUUGUCCAAUGGCAUUUCCGCAAAAAGUUUCUUUAGUGACGCAUUUGAAAUCUAAACAUAAUAAAGAUGUUUAAGUUUUAUACAAAAUAUUUGAUAAGAAAAUCUUAGGGUACAUUAUUUUUAUAACUGAUUGUAAAUAUACAUAUAGUGUUAUUAAAUGAACAUUUUUUUAAAUCCUUCACAUUAAAUUUGACAUAAAUUUUUACUUUUUGUGAAUAUAUUUUACUUAUAAAAUAAAAGUUGUUUUAUUAU